UCGGCCCGACUGCAUCUCCAUCGGAAAGUGAGCUCGCCAUCCCUUCGGCCUCCCGGGAGCGUUCUGUCUCCCACAGCUUGGAAACGGAGAAACCUUAGCUGUGAAGUGGCUGUGGAGAGAGCUCUGGAAACCGCACAAGUGGACAGGGACCCAGAGAGUGAGAGCGGGCGUAACCCUUGCCGUAGGAUCGCACACACCGGCGGGGACGCAGCAUCCCAGAGGCUGCGGACCCGCCCGCCCCGCCGCGCUCCUGCUAGGCGCGGUCAGUCCAGAGGACCCUCCGGGCACUUCGAACCUAAGGCAGCCGCCGGGAUCCCAGAGCUGCUACGCGCUCCCGGCGGGUCUCGGCAAACUUUUCCCCAUCCCACGUGCUAGCGAGGCGUCUCGCUUUCUGAGCCCUGGAUGGAGCUCCGCGCCUAGGCACGCCGCACAGCCUGAGACGUAAGUGCUCACGGUAGGCGACCCGCGCCUGGCCACCGCGACCACGGCGCUUGGGUACCCCACUGUGGGACCAAAGGACCGAAGAGCGCGCCUUUAACCCUGCACCCUCGGGAACUGUGGAGCUCUUUUCUUUUCCGGAGCGCCCGCGCAAAGUCCUUUCCCCAGGGUCGGAGCCUAUAGGUCUGCAGAGGUUGCUAAUUCACUGAUUGUAAUCACCUUCCUCUCCAAGUUGCGGGCAGCUGUGCGCUUGGGGUUAAGCUGCUCCGCUGCUCCUGCCAGGCAGUGAGUUCGCUUCCCCCCUCCCUCCCCUUCUUAAAUUGGGACGCGUGAAGAGGCAGCUGCCUCCCUGGGCCUCUCUCCACCCGGCUUCUCCUCCUCGUCUCUCAGGUUCAAGGCGGAAAGAUGCUGGUUGCGCCGAACUGACCAGUGCAGGCCCCUGGGCUAGUGGCGACUCCCCCUCGGCGUCUUCCUCAACAGCGCGGACGGCGCCGGCUCCUCGGAUGAGCCCUCCAGUUCCCCGACUUUGAGAGGCGUCUCUCCCCCGCCCGACCGCCCAGAUGCAGUUUCGUCUCUUCUCCUUUGCCCUCAUCAUCCUGAACUGUAUGGAUUACAGCCACUGCCAAGGCAAUCGAUGGAGACGCAGUAAGAGAGCUAGUUAUGUAUCAAAUCCCAUUUGCAAGGGAUGCUUGUCUUGUUCAAAGGACAAUGGGUGCAGCCGAUGUCAACAGAAGUUAUUCUUCUUUCUUCGAAGAGAAGGCAUGCGCCAGUAUGGAGAGUGCCUGCAUUCCUGCCCAUCCGGGUACUAUGGACACCGAGCCCCAGAUAUGAACAGAUGUGCAAGAUGCAGAAUAGAAAACUGUGAUUCUUGCUUUAGCAAAGACUUUUGUACCAAGUGCAAAGUAGGCUUUUAUUUGCAUAGAGGCCGCUGCUUUGAGGAAUGUCCAGAUGGUUUUGCACCAUUAGAUGAAACCAUGGAAUGUGUGGAAGGAUGUGAGGUUGGCCAUUGGAGUGAAUGGGGAACUUGUAGCAGAAAUAAUCGCACAUGUGGAUUUAAGUGGGGUCUGGAAACCAGAACACGGCAAAUUGUUAAAAAGCCAGCAAAAGACACGAUACCAUGUCCAACGAUCGCUGAAUCCAGGAGAUGUAAGAUGGCCGUGAGGCAUUGUCCAGGAGGGAAGAGAGCGCCAAAGGCAAAGGAGAGAAAGAACAAGAAGAAGAAGAAGCUGAUAGAAAGAGCCCAGGAGCAACACAGCGUCUUCCUAGCUACAGACAGAGCUAACCAGUAAAAUAAAAGACACAGGGUGGUGUUUUUUUUGUUGUUUGUUUGGUUGGUUUUUUUUCUUGGUUGGGGGUUGUUUUUGCAAAAGUGCACAAAGCUACUCUCCACUCCCGGACACUGGUGGGUUGCAUUUGCGCUGCUCGGACCAGUACCUGUUCCCAGUCACGUUGUGAGAGGAGGAGCCACGAGCGUGGUCUCUGUGUUAUUUAUGCUUUGAUUUGCAUCUGGAGACUGUGAAGGCGGGAGCUUGCGACCUGCAGCAGUGGCAGCAGGAGUAAGUGUACAGCAUGUGACUCAGCUCGCUGUGCCCCCAGAGAGAGCCACCCCUGGUCCCACAGAGGGGCAGGAGGUGUGAGGCUGCAGACCCCCCACUGGAGAAUUAAUUGACUUGUGCAUAUUUAUGGAAAGACAGCGCUUGGCAGGCAAAGUGCUAUUUCGCUUGUGACCUUUAUUUCUCAUAUUGCAUUUUCAAGGAUCAAGGUAUGUGGAUAUCUGCUUAGUGUUACCACACGUGGUUCCCAACGUCUGUUACCUUCCAACUCUUGUGCACGGAGACUGCUUUUAGCUGGGGUUCCGCUGCAGGAAUUCCCGUUCAGUUUCACAGCAGCUUGGAUGUGUACAUACUCUGCUGGGGCUACAUAUAAACCUCUUAUUUACUGUAUUUAUGCUUUCUUCUGUGCAACAAGUCAUACCUGAUUAAUAUUAUGUCACUUUGUUUCUAGUGGUUCCUAACCAUUGUCUGGUAAAUGACUGUUCUAGUUUUGCGAAUUGAUGAAUGUUUUUCUGCCCCUUGAAACUUCUUAACUUUUCUUUUCUUUGUGGGCUUAUUUCUCAUUGUAAGGAUAGGAUAAGCUAGUUUGUACAUAGGGUCAAAUGACCCCUGUCAGAGAAUUUGAAUAUCAAUAGACCUUCCCUACUCCUGACCCCAGCUAAAGCUUGAGGCCUCUGGCAGUCAGAAGCCAAAACUCCCUUUGAGUCUAAGAUGUGAUGACUUUAUGAAACACAACUGAAAACAUGAGGAAUUACAUGCAGUCACUUGUAGUACUCAUCAUGCAGUUUCACAGGUCAACUAGAGAAUUUUUCAAACUUUUAAUUGCAAACUUCAAUAUGUAUAGUUUCCAUUUAAAGCAGUUCCUGACUUGCAAUGACAGAGCAUCUAUCAAUAUUCUUAGGUCAGUGUAGAAAUUACCAUCUUAUGAGACCAUGCAUAGAACUGGAGGAGAAACAUAAUUCCUACAACUGCUGGUCAGAUCUUAACAGGACUCCUUUGAACCAGAAUUUCUUUCUUAUCCAAGACAGAGAGGAACACUGUGCAGACUUCCCAGGUGACUUUCAGAGCAGUUGUUUCAAAAACAUCACUGUCCACUUGGGGGAAUCAGUUCUUAGAGGGUUUUGAAUCGGCUUCUUCCAAAAGCAUCACUAUCUUCCUGGAUGAUCCAGAAGAAAAUUAGAACAAAAAGGAAUGGCUGCAGAUUUUUGAGGAAAAAUACAAAGGUAAAGCCUUUUUCUCACCUUGCAUUUGCUAAACUACCUCUUCUGUAUUUUUGUUUAACUUUUGAGUCAAAAGCAUCUUACCAAUAAAUAUGAAUGUCGAAUACGUCAUUAUGAAAAUACUAUUGCUAUGAGAUAAUAAGCCAUAUAUGAAUGUUGUAUACAACUUUAGGGUUUGCAUUUAAUCCUAAAGUGUUCACCUCCUUUCACAUCUAUUUACACUAUAUUCCUAUUUACUAAGUGGGGAGGGGGCUUCUUUAUAUAGUGCUUCAUCGUUAAUAAGUCAAUACCUGUUCUGUUUCUGGGAUGUCCUUUUA
Messenger RNA from Globicephala melas (long-finned pilot whale), 3528 nucleotides. It is a transcript of the gene RSPO2, whose product is annotated as R-spondin 2. The record is from RefSeq and is a predicted model, not a curated record. Lineage: Eukaryota; Metazoa; Chordata; Mammalia; Artiodactyla; Delphinidae.